AUGGAUAGGUUAUUUGGAUGGAAUGUUAGGGGGCUUAACAAAACCAGCAAGCAACGGGAGGUCAUGAGAAUGAUUUCUAAUAAAAGAAUUGGUUUUGUUAGCCUCCUAGAAACAAGGGUUAAGACUUCAAAUAUGGGGUCCUUAUACCUUAAUAUGUUUAAGGGAUGGUGUUUCACUUCAAAUUUAACGCAUCAUCCUAAUGGUAGAAUUGUGGUGGCUUGGAAUCCGUAUAGUUUUGAUGUGGAUAUUCGAGGUAGUUCUAGUCAAUGGAUGCAUUUCCUUGUCUCUAUCAAAAAUGGAGAUCAAUUUGCUAUUACUGUAGUGUAUGCGUUUAAUGAUAUGAAAGGUAGGGAGAGUUUGUGGGCUGAUUUGGAAAAGCUUGGUUAUGAGAUUAAUUGUCCUUGGAUAGUCAUGGGGGAUUUCAAUUCUGUGUUAUCUCCUUCUGACAGAUUGCCUCAUUGUGGUAAUGGUUCUGAAUUGGUUCCUUUUCAAACAUGUGUCGAGCAUUGUAGGUUAGUUGAUGUGAAGUUUUCGGGAUCUUUUUUUACUUGGAAUAAUAAGCAAGCAGGUAAGGACCGGGUUUAUGCUAAACUUGACAGAGUUUUGGCUAAUGAUAGCUGGAUGGAGAAGUAUAUCUCUGCUGAAGUUAUUUUUUUCCGGGAAGGAGAGAUGGAUCAUAGUCCUUUUUUGGUGAACUUUGGUUCUGUUCAGGAGAAUCGGAAACCAUUCAGAUAUUUUAAUUUUUGGAGUAAUCUUGCUGGUUUUCAGAGGGCUGUGGCUGAGAGUUGGAAUGAGGAUGUAAAAGGGACCCCAAUGUUUUGUCUGGUUUCAAAGUUAAAGAGGCUUAGGGUGGAGCUGAAAAAGAUUAAUAAAGAAGGGAAAGGGGCUGUGUUUGUUCAGGAGGCGAAGAAGUUUAAGUUGAUGCUAGAGAUUCAAGAGAAAAUUCAAGCCGAUCCAAGUAAUAUUUAG
This is a messenger RNA of Humulus lupulus (European hop), 969 nucleotides long. RefSeq lists its product as uncharacterized. Bases 1 to 969 code for a protein of 322 amino acids. NCBI's taxonomy places the organism in Eukaryota, Viridiplantae, Streptophyta, Magnoliopsida, Rosales, Cannabaceae. The transcript has a single exon. The record is from RefSeq and is a predicted model, not a curated record. Gene Ontology annotation, molecular function: catalytic activity.